Molecule: messenger RNA, 987 nt
Organism: Drosophila grimshawi
Lineage: Eukaryota; Metazoa; Arthropoda; Insecta; Diptera; Drosophilidae
Product: protein atonal
Exons: 1
Coding region: 1-981 (326 amino acids)
Molecular function (GO): protein dimerization activity
Source: RefSeq, a predicted model, not a curated record
AUGUCGUCCAGUGAGAUAUAUCGCUACUAUUACAAGACCUCCGAGGAUUUGCAGGGUUUCAAGGCUGGCGCAACGGAGCCAUAUUUUAAUCCCAUGGCUGCCUAUAAUCCAGCCGUUACACACUAUCAGUUCAAUUGCAAUUCGUUGGCCAGCUCCAGCAAUUAUCUAUCGGCCAAUGGCUUCAUCAGUUUCGAGCAGGCCAGCUCCGAUGGUUGGAUCACCUCAUCGCCGUCCAGCCAUCGUUCCGAGAGUCCCGAGUAUGUUGAUCUCAAUACCAUCUACAACAAUGGCUGCAACGUCCUGCCGCAAGCACAGCAGUUCCCGUUGACCCUGGAGCAGGCAGCACCGGUUGCUAUAGGCGCUGCAGCACCACAGUCCGCAUUGGUUAUCAUGGGCUCACCUAAUGUGGGCACUUGUAAGACGUUGCCAGCGGCAGCUCCAACGGCGAAGCCCAAGCGAAGCUACACCCGCAAGAAUCAGCAAGUGGCAGCCACUGAAACGGUAAACGCCUUAACAAACACAGCCGCGCCCACAUCUCAGUGCAACAACAACAAUCCCAAUGUGCAACUUUAUGGCGAUGACUUCCAAAGCUUUGAUUUCGACAAUUCGGCUUUAUUUGAUGACAGCGUCGAGGAUGACGAUGACAUGAUGCUCUUCGACGAUGACUUCGAUGGGGAUGGCAACGAGGGCUCCUUCGAGCUGGGCGAUGGCGAUAGUGAGGAUGCCUCCGCUAAUCCGGAUGCACCAGCCAGCGGUGCCGGCAAGAAGCGUCGUAACAAGCAAAUCUCACCGGUGGUCAAGCGGAAGCGUCGUCUGGCUGCUAACGCCCGGGAGCGUCGUCGCAUGCAGAAUCUGAAUACGGCCUUCGAUCGACUGCGUCAGUAUCUGCCCUGUUUGGGCAAUGAUCGACAGCUGUCCAAGCACGAGACCCUGCAGAUGGCCCAGACCUACAUCUCGGCAUUGGGUGAUCUGUUGCGCUAAAUGGAC